Messenger RNA from Myxocyprinus asiaticus (Chinese sucker), 933 nucleotides. RefSeq names its product transcription factor Sox-21-A-like. Gene Ontology annotation, molecular function: DNA-binding transcription factor activity, RNA polymerase II-specific; RNA polymerase II cis-regulatory region sequence-specific DNA binding. Gene Ontology annotation, biological process: regulation of DNA-templated transcription; cell differentiation; anatomical structure morphogenesis. The coding region runs from base 229 to 933 and encodes 234 amino acids. NCBI's taxonomy places the organism in Eukaryota, Metazoa, Chordata, Actinopteri, Cypriniformes, Catostomidae. The transcript has a single exon. The record is from RefSeq and is a predicted model, not a curated record.
ACCAUCGGGACUUGUUUGAGGACCUAUCAAAAUAUCUGAUUGCUUUUUAAAAAACCACUUAGUUAACACUUAAUCAGACUGGUUGUAUUUUUUAUUUUUGGACGCAGACUCAGAUUUUGGUGCCAUGUUACAGAGGUAACAUAUUCAAGUCUUAUUGAACUGUGCGUCAAAAAACAACAACUUUGGCUUCUUAGACAUUUUUUGGACCACAGAAUAUUUGUUUCAGAAAUGGCGAAACCCAUGGACCAUGUGAAGCGUCCAAUGAACGCUUUUAUGGUGUGGUCGAGAGCGCAGAGGAGGAAGAUGGCACUGGACAACCCGAAGAUGCACAACUCUGAGAUCAGCAAGCGCCUCGGGGGAGAAUGGAAACUUCUGUCGGACACUGAAAAAAGACCUUUUAUAGACGAGGCAAAACGUCUCAGAGCCGUUCACAUGAAGGAGCAUCCGGAUUACAAAUACAGACCCCGGCGGAAGCCUAAAAACCUCAUUAAAAAAGACACGUAUCACUUUAAUGUGGCGUAUAAUUUGGGAGACAUGGACCCGCUGAAAAGUGCGCGGUUACCCGGCGACGCGCUCACGGAGUCGAUGAUGGGGAACGCGGAGAAAACUUCCGCGGCUACCAGAAUGUUUUUCGGUCACCAUAUGUCAGGCAACCCCUAUCCAUUUCUCGACGUGACCUCGAAAAUGUCGGAAUUCCCCCCCGCACCAUUUCCAUCUUAUUCUGUGCUCGGUUAUCCCGCUGGAGUACCCGCGUUUCCCGGGAUGGGGAUCCUGGCUGGCGCGUCACACGCACACCCGUCUCCGUGUAACCAGGGCCACAUGUUGCACUACAGCUAUCCGGGCUGGCCGCCGGGUUCUGCACCUGCUGUUCCUUCAGCUUAUGUGCUUUUACCAAGAAUGACCAAAGCCCAGCAUGAACCUUAUCUGGCGUAG